AUGUCCGCUGACGUGCUAAGUGCUAAAUCUAACUUUACAGUCACCCCGGUGGCGAAGACUGCUGAGGAAAAAUAUAACUUUGGUGCCAUUAUCGAAAAUGUGAACCUUGAAAAUAUCAGUGAUUCGGACGUCCAAGCACUAUCGGACGCUAUCUGGACACACAAAGUCAUUGUCGUCAAGGGGCAGAAGCACAUACACCCAAGUAAGCAGUGGGAGCUUGUCACCCGUUUCGAUCCCAAAGCGCCGUUGGUGCACUCGCAUGGUGAUCUGGCAACCUUCAAUUCGAAGGGUGGCCUUUUGUCAAAAAGUCGCGAUGUUGUCGCCAUCCCAGGGGUCGAGAAUGUUCGGGUCAUCGGCAAAGGGUAUCAAGGAGAAGAUCAUUAUGGCAUAAUCAACAAAACCAUCAAGAAGCCACUCUCGCACGAUUGGCACGAUGCGACACUGCCAAAUGAAGAGUUUGAGGCUGGCCAUACCCGCUUCCAGCGCUGGCACGUUGACGCGCCUCUUUAUGCCCGGGAUCCAGCCUGGUUUACAACGUUGCGUUGCGUGAAGCGCCCUACGUCACCCAAGGUUGUGAUUCACUGGGAUGAUGGAAGCGGGUACACCAUGAAGUCAGAGCCUGGUCUGACUGCUUUCUUCAGCUGUGUUCAGAUGUACGACCUCAUGACUGAUGAAGAGAAACAAGUCGCGGAUCAUUCGUGGGUGGAGUAUGCGCCCCAUCCCUACAAGUGGAUGGGUGAAUGCAAAGGCAAAGCCAAUGGUCUCGGCGUGGUUAGCCAAGGCAAGGAAUUGAGCCUCGAGGAGCUGGGUUCCUAUGAAGAGGCUUCUAUCAAGAAGUAUCCAAUGGUUUGGGUCAAUCCCGUCACCGGCGAGAAAGCCUUUAUGGUGCAUGGGAUUUGCGCUAAGAAGAUCUUCAUGCGAUCUAACGCGGAUGAUAAACCUGAAGUCAUCGAGGAUGUUGUUCAAAUUCGGGAUUGGCUCAGACCAAUCCAAGAGCGCGUGCUCAAGCCUGAGUACAUCAUGUUGCCCAAAGUUGAGGAAGGGGACGUCAUCAUGUGGGCGAACUACCAGAUGUUCCACACGGCUAUCGACUAUCCGGAUAACCUCGGACCGAGAACAAUGCACCAGGCAAACAUUGGGGCCAGUUCUGGGCCUGUAGGUCCAGUACCUAUUCCGGUUGCGGCCUAA
Messenger RNA from Colletotrichum spaethianum, 1188 nucleotides. Its product is annotated as putative dioxygenase. The transcript is spliced from 3 exons. Bases 1 to 1188 code for a protein of 395 amino acids. The record is from RefSeq and is a predicted model, not a curated record. NCBI's taxonomy places the organism in Eukaryota, Fungi, Ascomycota, Sordariomycetes, Glomerellales, Glomerellaceae. Gene Ontology annotation, molecular function: oxidoreductase activity.